UUCUGCCUGCCUGAUCUUCUCCUCGACCAGCCCAAGCAACUGACAGGCCUGCAUUGACUUCCUGACGGAUCACAGUAACUUUGUAGCUCGAAGAACAACUUAAGGUCAUUUCUUGUCAUAAAUACUCGCAUCAGAUGCGCAUAUAUCCGUCAGCCUUAACCUAAUGACCCAGCAAGAGCAGCAUGAGUUCAGGGAAAGUUUGGAGGAAGCCCUGUCCUGGAUGCAGGCCAUCCAGGAGAGGCUUAAACAAAAUGAUAACACACAAGGGCCCAGAUCAGCGCUGGAGGUCAGGCUCCGAGAGACAGAGAAAAUCCAUAGCUCAGAGCCUGAAGGCCAUGUGAAAAUGGACAGGGUGCUUGUGGCUUCUGAAGCUCUGCUUCGAAAUGGGGAUGAAGAGAUGAAGAAUCAGACUCAUUCUAAACUCAAAGAUCUAAAAGUGCUAUGGGAGGAGACGUUAACCUACAUCAUUCACUGUCACAGUCGUAUCGAGUGGGUGUGGCUGCACUGGAAUGAAUACCUGAAGGCCCAUGAGGAGUUUGGGAUGUGGCUGGAGAAGAUGCACAGGGCUCUGGAGCCCCUGCUUGAGAUGCAGCUGGGUCUCCAAGAGAAGCUUUGGCAGGUGGAUCAUCUGCGGGUCCUUCACAGUGACAUCCAAGCCCAGGCUCACUUUCUGGAGAGGCUCCUGGAUGAGGCUGCAGCCCUGUUCAACCGGACCGAGGACCCCAGUGUAAAUGAGCAGGCUCAGCAAGGUCUUCAAGAUGCCUACAACCACAUUCGAGACCGAGCACAGGAACGGCUGGCAUUGGCACAGAAGGUAGCUGAGGAGCACCAGCAAUACCAAAGUUGCGUUCAUAAAUUCCAAACCUGGCUGAUGUCUAAAACAGGAGAAGUCAGCCGUUUCAGUGAUAUGGAGGAUACGACACAGAAUAGGCUGAAAGCCCUGCAGGAGCUCAACGCGAGUAUAGCCAAAGAAGAACUCCCUCUCCAGCACAUUGAAAAGUUGUCUGAAGUGGUGAAGGCCUACACGUCUCCAGCAGGUGCGGAGAAGAUCACAAAAGAGAUGGAGGAGUUGAGGCUGGCCUGGCAGAAGUUACGCCAAGCGCUGGUGGAGAUUCAAGAAGAGCUCCAGAGCUCACUGGACUCUGAGAACGAGUAUUCAAACCGCUGUAAGGAGCUGUGUGCGGACCUGGCGCAGAUCCGAUCCCUGGUCCAGAACCUCAGCAGUGAGCUGGAGAGCAGGGAUGGAGAGAGGACUAAGGAACACUUGGUAGCUCAAUGGAAGACGCACACGGGGGUGCGCAACAAGCUCAUCGCAGAGGAGCCCAGGGUGGAACGGCUAAAAUCCCGGUUGAAAGAGCUAUUCCGAUUCCCACAAGAUUCUAAAAACUUGUCUGAUGAGGUGCUAGCAGUGGUGAAAGAGUACCAGAGUGUGAAAGGCAGAUCUACCAGGCUGUCCUCUGAAAGCGAGACAGCUCUCCGGCAGAUACUGCAGGACCCUCUGUAUGGCUUCAGCCAGUGGAGUCAGGUGGUUUCUCAGGUACUGGAGGCUUCCGCCGAGGUGACGGAGUUCUCCCAUAUCGCUCUGCUCGUGCAAAAUAUAGAGAAGUUACUUAAAAACAGCGUGCAGCUCCAGGAGCGCUUGAGUUUGCUCCAGGUGAAGAGUGAUCUGCUCAGCUCUGUUUUUGGCCAAGAGAAAGCUGACGAUCUGUUGGAAGAGCUCAGCGGGGAUAUGAGGAAGAGAGAGUUACUCCACAACCAGCUCCUACAGCGCAAGAACCGCCUGCAGGGUUUGAUAUCAAAGACGAAGGACUUUUCCGAUGCCUAUGACUCCAUACACAAAAAACUGACCUCCAUAAAGGAACGGUUCGUCAAGACGGAUGGACUUCAACCUGACAUUCUAGCCAAGAAGAGCCAGGCCGAUCAACUCCGGGUCAUUAGAAAGGACUUGGAAGAUUGUGAAGCCCAUAUCAUAGCUCUGGAGACGCUGGUUUCGUCCAACCCUGCAAACAGGACAAAGUUUGAGCGUCUAUAUGCAGACUGGAAAUUGCUUUAUAAGGCAGUUCGGAUGAAGGUGAAUGAAAGUGAGGAGAACAUUGCGGAACAUGAGAGUUUACAUGAAAAUAUUCUGAAUUUGGAGAAGUGGUUAAUGAUCAUGAGACAGAAGCUGGAGUCGUUUCGUGGAUCAGAUGGGGAAUGGAGCAUUGAUAACCGCCAGCAUGAGGCUGAGAGGGCGCUGGGAGAGUUUCCAGAGAAGGAACUUCAGCUUCAUCAGACGGAGGCUCAGGGUCAGACUGUGCUGGCCAGAACCUCUGAGAAAGGAAAAGUUCACAUCCUGCAAGACCUUAAACGUCUCAGAGAGUCCUGGACGUCCCUCCACACGCUUAGUCUCAAUCUUUACAGGCUUCUAAAUGGACAUGCUGCCACAGACGACCAAGAUUCCCUAUCACAGAGAAUUGGGUUCCUGGACAGAUGGGCAGAAGGGCAUCGUCAGGAAAUGGCUUCAGGCUAUGAAGUGGGACUUGCCACAGGUGACAAAGUCGACCAGCAUCAGAGAUUCCUGCACAGAUCAGAAUCAACAGAUCACCCAGAGCUGGAGAGCAACAUUGAAGCAAAUCAGGAUCGAAUUCAAAUUUUGGUCCCUGAGGGCAUCGCAAGACCUGGACGUUCAGAGGUCAGGAGAAGAGAAAGGACUUACCAAGACCGGUCCACGGAUGAUGAGGUGGAUGCAGUCAUGUCUGGAAGUGACCGUAUUGUGAACAGGAAGCAGAUAGGGAUAGAAGGCUCUUACGGAGGUGACUUGCUCAGGAGCGUUGGUCGGACUGGUGAAUGGGUUGAAGAACACAUGGCUAGCUCUGGGAUUGAAGACCUGGAUAUGCAAGGCAGAUAUGGCUUUUUGAGUGGGGUUGACUCUGAUGAUGCACAGAAAGGGGCGCGGCUGUCACAGACUAGUGCAACUAUUGGCUCAACUAAUGACAAUCAGAUGGGCUCUCAGGGGCCCCAGCAUCAUGCUGAUAUGGAGGCCCAGAGGAGGGAGUUUGAAGUGUGGCUUCACAAGGAAAAUGACAAACUCACAGGAAUUCUGAACAACCAAAGAUCCCUGAGCGCUAGAGAACUGAGGAUAAGACAGAAUACACUCAAGGGUUUACAUGCUGGUUUGGCCUGGGGUCAGAGUCAGUUCCAGAAACUGAUGGCUGGUCAGCAGAGUAAGGCGGCGGAGGAGGACAUGGAACUAGAAGAGCUGCGUUAUCGCUGGAUGUUAUACAAAUCCAAACUUCAAGAGGCUGGUGACCUCAGAGGACUGCUGAAACACAAGGGUGUCAGUGGACAAGAACAGGAGCUUGUCCGAGCUGGAAAGGCAAACAGCAGUCUGGGAUUCUUGUACCGUGUGUGUCGCGUGGCUCUUCCUCUCCAGCUCCUCCUCUUGGCUCUUCUGCUGCUGGCCUUCCUGCUUCCCAUGAUGGACGAGGGCACCAGCUGUUCACUGUCAAACAACUUUGCCCGCUCCUUCAACAUCAUGCUCCGCUACGACGGACCUCCGCCCACUUAAGCGCAGACAGUCGAAAGCAGCUUUUUUAAAUACGCCAAUCUGCUCUUGUGUUCAUGUAACAAAUACUUAUAUUUUUUAUCAUUGUUCCGUUAACGUUAAGUCAUUUUAUUUUUGGUUCUCAGCUGCUCCACCAUACACCCACCAGUGGACCCUGCAGAUCAGAAACUGUGUUUGUGUGUGAGAGAGUGAAAGAGUGAGUGGGUGGAUGGCAUAGAUGCUCACAACCUGCUCAACAUGAUUCAAGCUGUUCAUUUCUCUACAGGCUUUAGAGAAACCAAUGCAGCCUUUACAAAGAGCAAAACUCCCUUAAAGACAUCUUCUCAGGAGCCAUCGCAAAUUCCUUGCGUUUUUAUGUUCGUUCUAUAUUAUUGCUAGUCACUAAAUGUUAAAGGAUUAGUUCCCUUCAGAAUUAAAAUUUCCUGAUAAUUUACUCACCCCCAUGUCAUCCAAGAUGUUUACGUCUUUCUUUAUGAAAGACAUAAACAUGUUUAUGUCAAAAAGAAAUUAAGGUUUUUGAGGAAAACAUUCCAAGAUUUUUCUCCAUAUAGUGGACUUCACCAGUUACCAACGGGUUGAAGGUCCAAAUUGCAGUUUCAGUGCAGCUUGAAAGGGCUCUACAUGAUCCCAGCCGAGGAAUAAGGGUCUUAUCUAGUGAAAUGUUCGGUCAUUUUCAUAAAAUAAAUAAAAAUUAUACUUUUUAACCACAAAUGCUCCUCUUGCACUAGGUCUGCGAUGCGCCACGCAUUACAUAGUCACGUUGGAAAGGUCACUCGUGACGUAGGCGGAAGUACCAAUUCCAGUGUCUACAAAGUGAACAAACACUAAUUCAAACGGCCUUUAAAAGGUAGAACAAUAAUGUCGAAUGAUUUUAAAGUUGAAGGAGAAAAUGAGAUGGAGUAUUUUACCCUACUGCAGUACUUCCGCCUGCAUCAUGCAUGACCUUUUCAACGUGAUUACGUAAUGCGUGGCGGAUCGCAGAGCUAGUGCAAGACAAGCAUUUGUGGUUAAAAAGUACUUUUUUUUUUUUUUUAAAUGACAUUGUUUCGCUAGAUAAGACCCUUAUUCCUCAUCUGGGAUUGUGUAGAGCCCUUCAAAGCUGCAUUUAAACUGCAAUUUGGACCUUCAACCUGUUGGUAACCAGCUAUAUGGAGAAAAAUCCUGGAAUGUUUUCCUCAAAAACCUUAAUUUCUUUUCAGCUGAAGAAAGAAAGACAUAAACAUCUUAGAUGACAUGGGGGUGAGUAAAUUAUCAGGAAAUUUUAAUUCUGAAGUGAACUAAUCCUUUAAAAGGAAAGUUCACACCAAACCAUGAAAAUUCUGUCAUCACUUACUCAGCCUCAUGUCAUUCCAAACCUGUUUGACUUUGUUUUGUGAGAUUUUGUUUGUCAUUACAAUUAAAGUCAGUAGGGUCCAAUCAUUGGCAUUCAUUGUAUGGAUAAAAACAGUUCUUAAAAAAAAAAAAAAAAAUCUUAUUUUAAAAACAUGAGAGUGCAUAAAUGAUGUCAGAAUUCUCAUUUUUGGGUGAGCUAUCCCUUUCAAUAAUUUAACUGUGGUAUGUUUUAUAUUUAAACAGAAUUGUGCAUGUUUUUAUUCAUACCACUUGUUUAAAAUCUGCUGUUUUACUCAGGCCACUUAAAAAACUAAACUGUGUUUAAUAAUAGGAUUUAACUUACCACUGUGUUGCGGGUAUUGAUUCUGAUCUCAUUGAGUCGUGAUAGACAAGACUACCCUGUAAAUAUAAGCUCAGUUUAAAGUGUUCUUCAUAUAUCGGUGAGCUUUACAAGAGGAAAUGGUCAAAAUCAACACAGACAUUCCUGUGUCACUCCAUAACAAAGGUGCUCUGCACAUGCAUUCAUAGACAGUUUUCCUUCAACGGUUUUUGGAAAUUGAGAUCGCAGAAUCACAUUGUUGGGCUUUAGUUUUGGCAUUGGCUGGCCUCUGAUUGUUGUUAUAGGUUAUUGUAAGCGUGUUUUGCAGGCAUAGAUUAUGGAGUAAAAAUAGCUCUGUUUGGGGGAAAAUGUCCUUUUUUGAACAGAAUUUUGGAACUCUGUGACCUUCUUGGUCUGUUUUUCUUUUCUUUCCUUUUUUUUUUACAAGCAGUGUCCCAGCUGAGAAUUCGAAUGGCCCAAAACCAUCAGAGGUUGAGUUCAGUUAUUCUUUCAGGAUGGCUUCUUUAAGGUCAUGGUUUGAUGAAAGGAAUGCUUUGAUUUAUUUUUUGGUCCAGAAUGUAGGCUUCUUUGUCUUUCAGAGCUGGCAAAAGUCAAAACUCUUUUUGCAGCGUGAGACAUUAUUUAGAGGCUAAUUGCAUGGCUUUUCAGCUUUAAGUAGUGUUAAACAAACGCACAAUGCACUGAGCUGCUUUUAUCCUGUAGCAAAAUGCCAUUUUAAAAUCAUAUUCAGACCUCUCUGCAUAUCUAUGCUAUGCUAAAACUGUAAUAUCCGUUAAUAUGUGAUGCACUAUGUAAUGUUAAGUGCAUAGUCUGAAAGAGACUUAACAGAAAAUAUGCUGCAUUUUCUAAAAAGAAAUUGUAAUAUUGAAGCUCGGCUCUUCAAUUUAUUGCACUGCUUUAUUGCUUGAAUUUAAUCUCAUUUUAUGUCAAUGCAAACCCUUUAAUGAUCUAUUGAGGUUUCAUCAUUGAUACUGUGUGUUUCAUAUGGGUGCAAGUGCUAAACUGUACAAAAUUCUGUUAAAUGGUUCAAGAUCAUUAAACGUAUGCUAAUAGAGCUAGUUUACAGCACUAUGUGCAUGGGAGAGUUUUCUCAUUGGAGAAAUCUUUCAUUUGGAAAGAAAAUACUGGAAAUUAUUUUCGAAGACAGCUAACAAAAUUGAGAACAUGUAGAAAUUAUUGAGAUAACAUUUAGACUUCAAAUGCAUGAAGGGUUGUAAGACAAUGUAUUAACAAAAAAGGUUAAACAUUUAUUUUAUUACCAUAUUUUGAAUGAAACUUGUAUGAUGUAUCUUUAAACUGAUAAGUAUAUACAGUUAAAAAAAAAAAACAUAUAACCAGUAUUUUUGUAUUUUACUCCAGGCAAUAAACAUGCAGUGCAUUUUCA
Messenger RNA from Ctenopharyngodon idella (grass carp), 6600 nucleotides. It is a transcript of the gene syne3, whose product is annotated as spectrin repeat containing, nuclear envelope family member 3. Gene Ontology annotation, molecular function: actin filament binding. The record is from RefSeq and is a predicted model, not a curated record. Gene Ontology annotation, biological process: nuclear migration. NCBI's taxonomy places the organism in Eukaryota, Metazoa, Chordata, Actinopteri, Cypriniformes, Xenocyprididae. Gene Ontology annotation, cellular component: nuclear outer membrane; meiotic nuclear membrane microtubule tethering complex; cytoplasm.